Lytechinus pictus (painted urchin) is the source of this 5450-nucleotide messenger RNA. RefSeq names its product 1-phosphatidylinositol 4,5-bisphosphate phosphodiesterase delta-4-like. NCBI's taxonomy places the organism in Eukaryota, Metazoa, Echinodermata, Echinoidea, Temnopleuroida, Toxopneustidae. Gene Ontology annotation, molecular function: phosphatidylinositol-4,5-bisphosphate phospholipase C activity; calcium ion binding. Bases 233 to 2509 code for a protein of 758 amino acids. The transcript is spliced from 21 exons. Gene Ontology annotation, biological process: release of sequestered calcium ion into cytosol; lipid metabolic process; phosphatidylinositol-mediated signaling. The record is from RefSeq and is a predicted model, not a curated record.
GCCCACCAAAUCAGCUAAUGCGCUGCUCGCUACGCAGCCCGGCCCGGUUAACUAGCGCUAGAGCGGCUGAAGCCAAGACUAGCGAUCGCAAAGCUGCAACCGAUCGAUCAGGCGUAGCGUCGAGGAGAGAGCGGCCAAUGUAAAUUUCGUUCUGGAUUGCACUCUGUUUUCCACCUUUUUCACCGAAGUGAAUUUAUAACAUCACACAGAGCGUAGUGAAGUGUUUUCCAAGAUGGGAGAUAAUCAAGGACAAGUUGAACAAAUUCAGCAUAAGCUGAAGUUAGGCACCAAGUUCACCAAGAUCUCUCCUAACAGUACCAAGAAGCACAGCAGAAACUUCACACUGACUGAUGAUGCUUCUGCUCUUGUCUACACCCCGUCUAAGAAGGCAUCACACAAAGCAUCAGUGUCCCUUUCAGAGAUCCAUGAGAUACGAAGUGGACAUGAGACAGACACAUUCCGCAUCUCAAAGAACAAAAGGAAAUAUGCCAAAGAACGUUGCUUUUCUCUCAUCGUCGGCAAAGAGAAUCACACCGUGAAUCUUGUAGCGCCGAGUCAGGAUGACGCUAGGACAUGGGUCAUGGGAUUGCGAUGGCUAAAGAAGAAGUCGCAGCAUAUCGACAUCCACGCUAAACAGGCCGCAUGGAUCAUGGAUGCCUUCAGACGAGCAGAUGUUAAUCAGGAUGGAACCGUAGACCUUGACGAAUCCGUCAAACUUCUCAAAACAUUGAACAUCAAGAUUGAGAAGGCUCACGCCAAGAGAUUAUUCCAGUUCGCCAAUACAAAGGGGGCUACGACAAAGAAAGGAAAAGUAAGGACCGAUGCUCUCAGUGAAAGUGAGUUUGUUGAAUUCUAUCGUGUCAUCACACGCCGUCCAGACUUACAAGAGAUCUUCAAAAAGUAUUCUGGUGAUGAUGAUUAUUGGACACCAGAGGAGUUUGCUGAGUUCAUGCAUGAAGAACAGAAGAGGUCAGAGGUUACCCCAGAGUGGUGUGCAAAAAACAUUGAGAAGUAUGAACCCAACCAAGAGCUCAGAGAUAAGAAGAUCCUCACUAUGGAUGGUUUCCUCUUGUUCAUGAUUGGCCCUAAUGGACUGGUCUUCAAUCCAUUCCAUGCAAGUGUCUACCAGGAUAUGAAGCAACCACUGGCUCAUUACUUUGUCAAUUCAUCCCACAACACAUAUUUGUUGGAGGAUCAGCUUCGAGGACCAAGCAGUACAGAAGCCUACAUUAGUGCAUUGCAAAGAGGAUGCAGAUGUGUAGAAUUGGAUUGCUGGGAUGGACCCGAUAAUGACCCAAUCGUCUACCACGGUCACACCCUGACAUCCAAGAUCAAGUUCAGAGACAUCAUUGAAGUGGUAGACAAAUAUGCAUUUGCUGCCUCAGAGUAUCCUUUGAUACUGUCCUUUGAGAACCAUUGCAGUGUGGACCAACAAAAGGUGAUGGCACAGAUCUGUACAUCUAUUCUCAAAGACAAGCUUUACACCAAUAACAACCUUCACAAUGCAGCAGCAUUCCCAUCACCAGAGGAACUUAAAGGAAAAAUCCUUAUCAAGGGUAAGAGGCUUCCCCCUUCAACCACAGCAGAGGAUGAUGGUGAAGUCAGUGACGAAGACGAGGCUGCUGACAUCGACACUGAAGAUCCUCAACUAAAGGCGGAGCUGGAGAAGAAGAAGGCAACUUCCAAGUCAAAAGACAAGAAAAAGAAAAAGCUGAAGUUAGCCAAAGAACUGUCAGAUAUCGUCACUCUUGCCAGUGUCCACUACGGCUCUUUCUCUUCAUCAAAGGAGAAAUACAAAUGUCACCAGAUGUCUUCCUUUGCCGAGGGUAAAGCAUUCAAUUUGGCCGAGGAUAAGGCUCAGGACUACGUAGAGCACAACAAACUCUUCUUGAGUAGAAUCUACCCCGGUGGUCUCCGGACCAACUCUUCCAACUACAACCCUGUUCCUAUGUGGGAUGUAGGUGCCCAGAUUGUUGCUUUGAACUUCCAGACACCUUGUGAAGAAAUGGAUCUCAAUCAAGGAAAGUUCCUUCAGAAUGGCGCGUCAGGAUUCAUCUUAAAACCGGUCUUCCUUAGGAAACCAAACAUGCAGUUCAACCCAUCCAAGCCAGGCGAUCAAUACACACAGCAUGUAUCACUCACUGUGAUCAGCGGUCAGCAGCUGCCCAAACCCUCUGGUGUCAAGGAGGUCAUUGACCCAUAUGUCAAGGUCUAUAUCCUAGGAGGAGGGGCCAAGCAGGAAUUUAAGACAGAGGUCGUCUCAGACAAUGGCUUCAAUCCCACCUGGAACCAACAGUUUGACUUUGAAGUCAAGGUACCGGAGCUAGCCCUGGUCAGAUUGGUGGUACAUGACUACGACAUGGCAUCGUCCAAUGAGUUCAUUGGUCAGUACACCUUCCCACUGGCAUCAAUGCAACUUGGCUACCAUCAUGUCCCUAUAUUGGGAUCAAAGGGUGAUGACCUUAUGCCGGCCAGUCUCUUCAUACACACCAUGGUUAAUACAUCAUAGAUCUAAGGUGAAAGGCCAUGUUGGUAAAGAAGUCAACCUUACUCUGGACUUCCUUCCUCAGCCAAAACGUCCUGUUAUGAUAUUUACAAGACCGCUCUCUUUCUCUUAUAAUUAACUAUGCAUGAUAAUGAAGGAUUAUGUUUUCUGAAAUCAUGUCUGCUAAAGUCUAAUAUUAAACUGUGGACACAUGUGAAUUAAAACUGUUAAACAACUACUGUCAUAAAAUCAUUAUGUGUUGCCUCAAUGUGUAACCACAUACAAGCUUCAAUGUCUUGCUAUGUCAUACACUGUACGUCAUGCAGCCAAAGGGUACAGACAUUCAGCAGUCUGCUUUGCAACUAGUGCUACUAUAUAUACUUAAAAAUUCUAAGGUUUACAAAUUCCAACUGCCCUUUUUUAAAUCGUGUAUUUUAUAAUAAUGCAGUUUAAUAUACAUGUAUUUUUUUUAAAUGUGUAAUGUGGAAUUAAGUCAUUUUUAAGCCAUUUUUAAAAGCAAAUAUUCCAUUCCAUGUAUCAGGGUUAUGUCUUUCACUUUUUAACAAUAUUUUGUUAUCAUUCAACUUGUAAACAGAUUUCAAAUUAUGAAAAAGAAAUUCCAAGUACUGAGUAUUGAAAACUUCGAUAAUUAUUUAAGAGAGAAAUAUGAAAUUACUUUAAUCAUGACAUCAACUUUUUUAAAGGAAAAUUUAUCUUAUUUCUCUGUCAUCUGAAGUGCAAUUUAUGUUACAAAGAAGACCAUGCAAAUUUCUUUCGCAACCUGAGAAAAUUUUAGAUGUGCUUAGAAAAUUAUUUGAUAUGCAUGUAUCCAUAUUUGAGAAGUUUUAAGAUUUUAGAGCAUGUCUAUAUAUUUUCAUCAUUGUUUAAGAAAAUUACAAAUUUGUAGAUUUCAACUUUAAAUUACAGGUACAUAAAAAAGCUUGAACAUUUUUUAAACUUGUAUGUACAUAGUGAAGAUUUUCAGCAUUUUUAAAGAUUUAUCAAUUUUAUCAUUAAGUUUAAUGUAUAUAUUGACUUGAGUUAAAGACAUUUUAGUUUGUACACAGUUUGUAAAUUACACAUUACUAAAUCUCUUUUAAAUUCUCGGAUGAAUCCUUCUGAUUUUCAAAGGAAUUUUUUCAUAGGCGUUGUCUCUUUGGAGAUCAGGGCUGGUAUUCAAUUCAAUACUUGGAUUAAGCAAAACUUAUACUAAGCAUAUCACUUGCUGAGAAAUAUUACCUAAAUCAUAUUCACUUCAUUAGUUAUUGUUAUACUUUAAGCCAAGUAUAGGCAAAAUUCUUACUAAACAGCAUUGUGAUUUUACAUUGCUGUUGCUAAAUAAUGCACAAUUAACGUGCCUUACUAAAAUUCUUACUUGAUUAUUCUACACAGCUCAGAAUGACUGUGAGCAGAGAAGCUUUUAUUUCAGAAAAAUAUUUGUAAAUUACUAAGUUUUUCCAGCUUUAGUUUUGAAUUAAAUCCUUUUUGAGCAAAUUAAACUUGAACUUGAAUUAAAUACCGGUCCUAAAAUGUCUUUACAGUGAUUGGAAGUUAGACAUUAUCAUUACUGCCGAUCAAUACUCUCCUUUUUGAGGAAAAAUAGAUGGGUUUUUUGUCAUUUGUUUCAAUUGUUUGCGUAAUUCCACUAUUGAUUUCGGAAUACUUUAUGUAGUCAUAGUGUCAUUAUUGUCUUUCAUUCUAUACAGUAAAUAUAGUGGACCAUACUUUGAAUAUACCUGUGCUCCAUUCACAAAAAUCAGCCAAGAAAUGAAUAAGAAAAACAUUCCAUUGUUUUCUAUAACAGAGCUAUAAUUCAAAAGGAAAUGUCUUUACAAUGAGAGCAUCUGAGAUUUUUUCUUUUUAUCAUUUUUAUCAAACAAGUCUUCCAAUGCUAGUUGCUGCAGGAAAAAGGUAGUAGUUGGCUGCUUUCAAUGUUUCCAAUGAAACGGGUAGGUAGAUUGGGUUCACUCUAACACUCAAGCAUUCAAUUAACUAUUUUUAAAUACGCAUGUGAGACAAUCAAAUGUUGGUAUAUUGUACACAGUAAACUCCUAACUAGACCUGUUGGGGUGUGUAAAAUUUUAAUGUUGGCCGUUCUGAUUAAUACUGCGAUUCGUUAUGAUUGUGUCGAAUAUGCUUUGUAGGGGCAUUAGAAAGAUGUUUGAAAUUAUUUUAAAAAGCAAUAGAAUAUGUAUAUGUAUUAGAUACAUUUUAUAAUAUUUUAUCAAUUUCAGUGUUUUAUAUGGUAUUUUUAAUGGGCAGAAGUCAAUGUGGAGAUUUUUAUGGUAAUUAUUGCAUGACCCAUUUCGAUAUAAUUAAUUAUGAUUAAUACCUAUUUAAACCUAUUCUAUGCAUGUAAAUUAUGCAAUAUAUAGCUCUACUGGAAAUGAGAUAACUUGCGGUUCAAUAUGAAGGGAUCUUUGUACAUAAAUGUGUCUAGUCAAUGAAGAAAUCAAAAUCACUAUGAAAGCAUUUUAAGUAAUAAGAGUACAGUAAUUCAUGUUUUAAAAUUAUUGUUUUUGUGGGUAAUUUCGUGACUUGACAGGAGUUUGCAUUUACAAAUACAUUUAUUUUAUUUCUUCAUUUCUAUCAGAUAACACAUUUUUUCAUAACUCGUCCAUUUUCUACAAAAUAAAAGAAAAAAUGAUUAUUAGAGAAGCAGACAUUCACAUUGAGACAAUAAGUUCUUACAAUUAUGCAACAAUCACGUUUCUUUAUUUGUAAGACUUAACUUAAAAUAUUUUAUUAGUUCUAUCCCUCAAGGUUAAAAAUCUUUUGUGCCUAUCUGCUGCUUUUACAACAGUAUUCAUUCAAUGUGAAGUCAUAUUGCCUGGAUCUUCUAAGUGAAAAGUCUAUUUUACUGGGAUUUUCAUCAAUUUGACCACCAUUCAUUUUGGUACGAUAACUACAGCUGUUGCGAAGCAGGAUUGAUUUGGUAUUAAAUGACAUGUGAGAUCAUCUUAAA